AUGCAGUUCCCUAUUCUCAUCACUUGGGCACUGGUCCUUCUGUCGUCCCUGGGACAAGCAUCGCCGACCGGCUGCGUCGAUGGCCUCUGUCUCAUGACGCGGGCUGGACUGACGGCAUUCCAAGUUGAAACCGAGCUUGGCCCACUACUCUGCGACGCAUCCAGUGUCUUUGGCCCCGACGAUCCUCGCUGGCUGGGUGCGACCCUGCGAUAUGACGAAUUCCUGCCUCCCCAGUUCACGGUCAUCGCCCAAGUCGGCUGUGAGUCCGAUGUCUCCACCGUGAUCCAGUAUGCGAACAGAAACAGCAUUCCCUUCUACACGGUCAAUCGAGGCCACGGGUGGCCGAUGUCUCAGGGCACAUUCCGAGGGCUGGGAAUCGACCUACGCCUGUUGCAGGAUGUUACCGUACACCGCACGAGACAGACUGCCACUGUGCAAGGGGGCACUGAGACACAAAACCUGAUCGAUGCGCUUUGGAAAGAGGGUCUAGUCACCACGACCAGUAUCUGCGCGUGCAUCGGAUAUGUUGGCCCAGCCAUCGGUGGAGGUCACGGGAGAUACCAGGGCCAGUAUGGGAUGAUGAGCGACAACUUUGUGAACUUGAAUGUGGUUCUUGCCAAUGGAAGUUCCAUCGUCGUCUCGAACGAUUACCAUCCGGACUUGUUCUGGUCGAUGAAAGGGGCUGGCCACAACUUCGGUGUCGUGACAAGCCUUGAGAUCAAGGUCUACCCACCCCUGACCCAGACCUGGUACUUUCGAAACUACUUCUACACGGAGGAUAAGCUCGAAACCCUGUUCCAAGAACUCAACAACCUCAUAGGCACCGGAACCCAGCCGCUCGAGCUGGACUUCCAUUUCGGCCAUUACGAGUGGAACCCGCUUUUCAACCUCAGCGAUGCCGUGAUUUGGUGGUCAUUCAAUUUCCUUGGCUCCGACCGCGAAGCAGAAAAGUACCUGGCGCCCUUCGACAAUCUGGGUCCGAUCAACGUUGUCGGAGGCGCCGUGCCCUAUCCCGCCAUGCCGGAUGCGACGCGCAACGGCAGGGUCAGUCUGCCCUGUACGAAGGGACUAUCGAAGAUGAUGUCUACCACUGGUCUCCGGAGAUUCAACGUGACAGCGUGUCGUCGGGCGUAUGAACUGUUCAAUGCGUACUUGAAGGCGUAUCCAGCACUCAAGCCGUCCAUUCUUCUGUUCGAGGCGAAUAACCCGGCAGCGGCCCGAGCAAUUGAUCCUCGUAGCUCCGCAUUUCCCCAUCGUGAUGAUAAUAGUCGGGUACUUGCUAUGAUAGCUUAUUUGCCCACCCUCCGUCUUGAGGAACCCGCAUCGCAACUUGCCAGCGGCAUACUGGACGCUAUGCUCGACGGCCAGCCAGCCAGAGUGCCAGCGACCUAUGUCAACUAUGCAUUUGGCCAUGAGUCGCUGGAGUCCGUAUACGGCUACGAGGCAUGGCGGUUACAGGAGCUACGGGCCGUCAAGACCGAGUACGACCCUGGCAACAAGUUCUCCUAUUAUGUGCCCAUCACCCCAAUUGCCGAAGAUAGUGCAUGA
This is a messenger RNA of Aspergillus aculeatinus CBS 121060, 1548 nucleotides long. Its product is annotated as FAD-binding oxidoreductase. Lineage: Eukaryota; Fungi; Ascomycota; Eurotiomycetes; Eurotiales; Aspergillaceae. The record is from RefSeq and is a predicted model, not a curated record. The transcript is spliced from 5 exons. Bases 1 to 1548 code for a protein of 515 amino acids. Gene Ontology annotation, molecular function: FAD binding.